This is a messenger RNA of Argiope bruennichi, 3168 nucleotides long. RefSeq lists its product as uncharacterized. Lineage: Eukaryota; Metazoa; Arthropoda; Arachnida; Araneae; Araneidae. The transcript is spliced from 6 exons. The coding region runs from base 212 to 1813 and encodes 533 amino acids. The record is from RefSeq and is a predicted model, not a curated record.
UUCGUCGUCUGCUACAGUUCAUUUCGCACGGUUUUUAGUACAGAGUGUUUUUAGAUAAAUGUGUCAUCGCCUUGCUAUAACCGAUGAUAAUACUAUGAUUUAAGAAGUUUUUUUUUGUAUCUCACUGUCAUUCGUUCUGCGAUUGCGAAUUUAUUUUCUGUUUUCAAAGAAUUUUCACUGUAUCACUGUUAUAUGUGCAAACCCAUAAUAAAUGGCCAUUAAAAUAAUUAAUUAUUGUGAUAAAGAUGUAUUAAAUUUUUCUUUACCUUUGAUUGUAGGAGAAAUUCUAACAGCCAUAGAUAGUAAAAUUAUCGUCCAAAAUGAAACGUCCAAUUCCGAGUCCAUCAUUUGGCCUGUUAUUAAUGGAAGGUUUAAAAUUCUUGUCAAAUUAAAAAUUGGUGAAAAUAGAAUAAAGUUUCAACACAAAAAUUUUGUAUGUUUUUUGCAUUUAAUUUAUGAACCCUUAAAGUGCGAACGAUUUAUUCGCUUAGUAUACAUUAAGUGCAAAGACGGUGAUGGCACAUUCCAAGCUCCUCAAAAUGAAGAUAAUUCUGUUAAUAGUGCUUGCAGACGAUUAGGCCUUGCUGGAAAAAUGCUGCAAACUUUUACAUCAGAUAAAUUAAAAGAGCAUAACCUUAGUGGGAAAACUUUUCGUUUGGAAGAAGAAAAUGAUGAAGUGGUUUGUCAUGUUUUUACUUCUUCGUUGUCUUUAGCAGAGGCAUACAAAUUAAACGAGGAACAAUUAUGGUCACAUUUUGCUAUAGAAUUGAUGAAUUCCAAACUGAGAAUUGGUAAUAAAUGUAAAUUCUUAGCAUUUCUUUCAUUUACUCGUUAUGAUAAUAAUUCAAAUACACCUCCUUUAAAUCAUAAGGAGGUUCUGGCUCUGACAAAAGGUCAGGUUGCUUUAGGUGGAGGAGGUUUAGCCUUGUUUGGAUCAGGAUGUUUACACACUUGGCCUGAAAGCCUUCAAGAAAUUCCAUGGAGAUUUGGUGAUAAAAGGAAGAUUGAUAGAAUGAGUUUAAUGGAUGACAGUGCAAACAGAGGUUGGUAUUGGGCAUGUUAUUCUACUGGUCUUGGAGCAACUUUACACGAGUUAGGUCACACUUUUGAUCUUGGACAUACAAAUGGUGGUAUUAUGGGAAGAGGAUUUGAUGACAUUCACAAGUACUUCAUCAUUGACAUGUUUUAUCAUGAUCACCUUUUUCAAAAGGAUCACAAUCCACAUUUCCAGCAAUCUUCUAUCCACAGUCAUACUGUACCUUUAUGUUUGACAUCUCCAAUUUCAUGGAAACCAACUUCAAGUAUGGAUGUUUCAGAUAAUCAACCCCAUAAAAACGAUGAAGAGAGUGUGGAUUUUCAUUCUGAGCAAAACAACAAUUGUAUAAACGAGAACUCUAUUAAUGAGAGGCCAUGGCGAAUUCCAAACCCACCUGAUAGAUCUUCUGAUGAGAAACUUGCAGUGCAUGUUGGUGGGGCUUAUUGGACUAGAUCAUCUGCACUUAUACUACAUUUCCAUAAGUGGUUUAAUAAUGAUGCUGACUCUCAAAGUAAAGGGGCAAUUACUAUGAAAGGUACUACUCUGUCUUCGCCCAAUGGGAUUCGUGUUGUUGAAUUCAGAGAUUCUGAAGGAACUUCGAUUGGUCAUCUUGAAUAUUUAGCAGGUGUUGGAACUGAGUCAGUUGAUUUAACUCAAUCUGACUUACUUCAGAACUUAUCAAAUGAUAUCAAGGAGGUAUCAUUCAUUGCUGAAGACAAUGUUGGAAACAUUUUGAAAUCUAAAUUAGACUUAGAAAAAUUUUUAAUAGUUCCUUAAAAUAUUAUUCUUCUGUUUUGUGAUACUUUAUUAUAUUUAUUCCUGUAAAUUUUCAAUAUUUUUUCUUAUUUUGUAUCUUUAGUAAUGUAAUUAUUUUGAUUUUUUUUUUAUAAAUAGUUGGUAUUUAGUUGAGAAAAGAAAUUUAAUAUAAUAUUUUAGAGUUUGAAAUAAGAUAUUUAUAAUUUUAUAGUUGGUUUCUUGAACUGUAUUUCUAUAAAUGUUUCUAUCUGUGAAAGACUAUUUGUAUUAAAUAAUUCUUGACAAUGUUUGUGAGAUGAUCUAACCCAUGGCCACCAGCUUACCCCAAGUAGGUUGUCAAGAAUAAUAAUUGCAAGCUGGUAUUUGUAACAUAUUAUUAAUAUUAGACUGCUUUAUAUUUUAUAUUUAAAGAAAUAUAUUCAUAUAAUGUAUAUCUUUAUGUUGCUAUCUAUAUCAAGUAGACAAGACUUCAAAUGCAGGCAUAUUUCAAAUUGGCUUGUGUAGCAUAAUUUUACAACAUAUUUGUCCAUGCAGAAUUUAUAUUUCAGAAACUCUCUGCCACAUUUAAUUUUGACAGCUUCUUAGUAGGGAGGGGGGAAAGGGGAAAAAAGAGAAACGGAAAUUUUUAAUGCUAUAAUUUUCAGGAGAGAAAAAAAAAUCACUCAGAUUUUAAGUUUUAUUUGGCGAUAAUGCCAAUGUAAACAACUUUGGCUGUUACAAUUUAAUUAAUAUUGGGCUGUUAUUAUUAAAAAUUAAUAAAAAUUAUUAUUUUUGUUUAAUUUGGCUGUUAUAAUUAAAUUAACACUUAAUUUAUACAAAAUAUCAUUUAAAUAGAAAAAGAAGCAGCAACUAAGUUUUGUGAUAAUAAGUUUAAAUUAUAUCUAGUCAUAUUGGUCUCUUCAAUUUUGUAUGACCAUGUUUAUGCAUCUUACAGCAAGCAUUGCACAUAAAUUAUUAUAUAUUUUUUGCAGGCCAUGCUCAGGCAAUUAUAUAUAUUUAAAGUGUAUAUUUUUAAGUGUUUAGUGUUUUAAGUUUAAGUGACACAUUUUAACUCAAUUGAAGUUUAUUUAAUAAAUGGGUGAAUGGGAUGCAGUAAUAAAAAAGUAUGAUUGUUAAUUGUCAAAUAAGAAAUUCAUAUAAAAAUACCAAAAUAAAGGGGAAAUAAUUCUUUAUUUCUGAAAAUAUUAUAAUAUUUUAGAGAUAUUUGUAGUAUUUAUUGUAUUAAUUAAUUAAUUCCUGUAUAUUGAUAGCUUAUUCAUUAAUCGAAAUUUCUUAUGUACUAUGUACUUCUUGAAUAUUUAAGACUUAUAGUGAAUUUUUAUAAUCAAAAUGAAUUAUACUAUUGAAAUUGAUUGGAUUGUAAAUAAAAUAUAAUG